Messenger RNA from Pseudogymnoascus destructans, 1443 nucleotides. RefSeq lists its product as uncharacterized. The coding region runs from base 1 to 1443 and encodes 480 amino acids. The transcript has a single exon. The record is from RefSeq and is a predicted model, not a curated record. NCBI's taxonomy places the organism in Eukaryota, Fungi, Ascomycota, Leotiomycetes, Thelebolales, Thelebolaceae.
AUGGGCGUCUCUACAGCGAGCUUCCUCGCCUUAAUAUAUUUCCUUGCGACUACGGCAUUUGUCACAGCCCAGACUUCCUCUUUACCCAUAUACAAUUUAGGAACCGACAUCACGGAAUUUAUCCCAUUAUGCGCGCGGUCAUGUUUUGCUUCGUUUCUUUCCGCGAACUUUCCAGUGUCCGCAUGCACGACAUCCCCAACUUUAGAUUGCUUCUGCACACAUAAGAGCUCGACAGGAUAUACAGCGGGGGAGGGGGCACUACAGUGCCUUAUAGCCGAAGAGAAUGUGGGGUUCUGUGUAGGAGAUACCAGCAGUAGCUCGGCCUCGAAAAAGGCUUAUAACAUGUGUGGUGGGAAGGCCAAUGCAUUACCAAACACGCACGCGGUACUUCGGGCGACUAUCAUUGUCGAUACUGUAGCCUCAACGACCGCUGCCACCACGAGCAGUAGCUCCUCUAAGCCAGCAAGCACUUCUAGUGCCACCGCAGAUUCGAGCACUACCAGUACGACUGCGGAUUCUACCACACUUGUUUCAAGCAUGACAUCUCAAACGACGAGCGAUUAUCCCUCGACUUCAGAAAGCGCCGUAGCCAGCCCUACUGCACCGGCUUCCGCCCAAGACUCCUCGGCUUCUCGAGUGGCAGGAACUCAGUUAAGCUCGCCACAGCUGGCUGGUAUUGUUGUAGCAAGCGUUGGUGCCGCUGUGCUGGCCAUUGUAGCCAUUGUGGUCGCAGCUUGUUUGAGGCGGAGACGACGAAGGAGUCGAGAACGAGACAGCGAUACUAAUAGUCUGCCUUUCCAAAACGACCCUUCAAAAGGCGAAAAAUAUUAUCAAAAUGGGCUAGGAAAUGGGCCCGCCGGGCCUCCGGGAUUGAAGAAAACGCCGCCUCCAAGGUUCCCACUGGAUUAUGGGGAUCCUGGAAUAACCCUCCCAACAGACCAGAUUGGGAUGGCAGUUUCACCAGAGGUAAAGCAAUAUAUAUUGCCUACAAACGGGCUACCCGAAAAGCCUAAGUUACGACUGUAUGUUCCACCUGAAUCCGUUGCGAAAGACAUACCACAACCUAUGCCACGAAAACAAAAUGAUUACUACGACCAAGGACUACCGAGCCGAGAUAGCGCGAUGACCCAGUUUGAAGAAGACAGCACUCCAUACACUCGUUUCAGCUAUGAAGAAGAUAAUACUAUAUAUUACGGCCUCCGGAAUGGCGAUAUAAAAUCGUCGCUACCAAUCACCACUGCUGCAACACUGCAAAGGGCAGGUUCUUCCGGAAAUGGGCUAAGGCCACAGGAGAUCCGAAAGCCAGGUCUUAGCUUUUCAAAGCGUCUGCAACCAGGCACGGCAACUUCUAGUGCAUAUUCAGGGCGAAGUUCGCCACGAGAAAGUGCAGCGAAUUACCAACACAGCCGACAGUCGCCAUACGACGCAUAUACGCCGUAUUGA